Eriocheir sinensis (Chinese mitten crab) is the source of this 6275-nucleotide messenger RNA. It is a transcript of the gene Uvrag, whose product is annotated as UV radiation resistance-associated protein-like. The transcript has 12 exons. Gene Ontology annotation, cellular component: endosome; lytic vacuole. Gene Ontology annotation, biological process: SNARE complex assembly. Lineage: Eukaryota; Metazoa; Arthropoda; Malacostraca; Decapoda; Varunidae. The record is from RefSeq and is a predicted model, not a curated record. Bases 350 to 2944 code for a protein of 864 amino acids. Gene Ontology annotation, molecular function: SNARE binding.
UGACGUCACGGAUAGAGGGAUGACGUUACGGUGACGUCACGAGACCCAGGAAACAUCAACAAACAGGGGGAGGAGGACGAGGAGCUGAUACCCGGCUGUGGAGGUGAAGAAGGGGUACUGAGCAGCCAUAUGUGAAAGGCUGGCCCAGGGUGACGCAGACCAGGCCGGGAUGAGUGAGCUAUGAAGACAUCAGCAGCAUGUCCUUGUGUGAGACAUGAGGCAAGGGACUGUUGAUGAGUGAAACAGUUAGUUGGAUGGCUGGUGUAUAAUAUGUAUCUGUGUGCGUCGGUGUGUGUGCACGCAAGUGAGCAUGUGAGUAACAUGGCGGUGUGCUAGUAAGGUGACAAGUAUGGAGCCAAAAACAGCAACUGCAGAGACAGCAGCACUACGCACUUAUGAGACGGAGUGUGGAAGGGCAGCGGUGCAGCAGCGGGUGGUGGAGCUGUGGUCGUACCAGGCUGGGCUGCGGCUGCGUCACCUCCACCAACUGGUUGGGAGGAACCUGCAGGGUCAUGGCCACCACCCUGCCCCAGUGCCUGCUUGUCCCUUGCCGUCCAAGAGGCCCAGACCCAAGGCUGAUAUUGGGUACUACUUUUCCCUUCAUGCUCCUCUGAGUAAAGAGGAAAUAUACUCCAGUGAGCUGCAGAGCACAGCGAACCCAACCUGGAUUGACAUUGAACCAGAUAACUUAAAGCCCAUUCACCGACAGUCACUAAAAGGAGUGUUGGUGCAUCUGUGGUACAAGCCUGAGGGUGAGGCAGCCCAGUUGGUUACCUCAUGGGGCGUGCACUUCAGUGGCCUCAUCCCUGUGGGGAGAGCGCUGCCCUACGACCAUGAGAAAUUUAAACCCAACACCCUCGUUUUCAAGCUGCGUCACAUAUUCUACACAGCUUCUGGAUGCUACCAGGACCACCGCAAGCAACCCCUUCCACCUGUCCUGCGCUUUGGAUUCCCUCUGCCGCUGUCGGAGACCAAGUCAAGCUAUACUGUUGCUGCAUUGUCCAGACUGCACAGCACCAAGCGGGCACAGCGGCAGCAGGAGGUGAAGUGCCAUGAGACGCAGGAGAUCCUGGAGCUGCGGCACGUGACUCGGGAUGCCCAGAGCUACAUUGUCGGGUCUAAGGUGGAAAACUGCCGCAUGAGAGUGGCCUUACUGAGGGACCAGCUGGAGGAGGAGAUAGACAAGCUGCGCAGCCUCAAGCUCUCAGCUGACAACCUAGACAACCAGAACCAGGAGAAAGGGCUGGAGCUGCUGGAGGGUUACCAAGCCUUGCACCGGCAGCUGGGGCAGGUGCGUGCCCCUGACAGCCAGGAGACCGGCAAGCGUGACUCCCUCAAGAACGUGGCUGGCUGUCUUGGCACCUGGCGCAAGAAGCUCAUUGCACAGCUGCCUGUCAUCUACCCUAUCACACAGGGCGCUGAUGGGAAGUUCUGCAUAUGUGGUGUCCACCUUCCUGACGCAGAGAAUUAUGAUGGGUUGAAUGAGCGAGCCCUGAGUGUGGCGCUGGGCUAUGUGGUGCAUGUGGUGGUCCUUCUCUCCCAGCUGCUCAAUCUGCCCCUGCGCUACCCCCUGCGCCCCUACGGAUCCACUGCCACCAUCAAGGACACAGCCUCACUGCUUCUUGCUGAUACUGCGAGGGAGUUUCCUUUGUAUACUGGCGGGAAGGAGCGGGAGAAGCUGCACUUUAAUUAUGGAGUGUUUCUGCUGAACAAGAACAUUGCGCAGAUGAGGUGGUAUUGCGGCAUGUCCACACCAGACCUCAGACCCACGCUGGCCAACCUGCAUUUCCUUCUUGCCAAGCUGAGCCAACCCAGCGCUGGGACUCAGCUGCCCACCACCAUGCCUGAUGUGAUGAUACCAGUGAAUGUUGGCAGCACCUCCCUUAGCCUGGAAGUGCGGACACCCCCCAGCUUCCUUCAGCAGCAACAGCACUCUCCUAGGCUGCCUCUCAACCCCCUUGGGGCACAGCACUCCACCCAGCAAGAGAGUACUCGAGACGUUCCACCUGAAGAGGAGGAGGAGGAGGACAACGCUUCACCGUGGCAACCGGCCAAAUCAGGGAGUGAGACAACCUCCAGCGAUGUGUCUCCUGUGAAGGCAUCCAGGCUGUGUGUGCGUGAGGCAGCGCCCCUCAGCCCCAACGCCACCACUGGGAAGUUCAUCUUUGUGGAUCGGGUGCCAGUUGGGAUGGGGCCAUUGGGCGUGGGGUCUCUGGGGACACGAGAAGGUGCCACCACCACUGCCAGCUUGGAGGAGCGCCUAGCACACAUCAAUGGCCUGAGCCUCUCCCUGGAUGGCCUGAACCACAUUGAACAGGAUCCCUACUGCAGGAUUAAGGAACUCUCCAGUUGCGAGGAUCUCAACAUGCUCAGUAAUGUAUCAAAGGUCCUCAACUACAGCCGAGGGUCUGAGCCAAGCCUUCUGGCCAAGGCAGACGCCCCUGCUGAGGAGGAGAUCCUGCCAGUGUUUAAGGAUCAGACAACAGAGCUGCUGCGUUCCUGGCAUGAGGAUGAUCCAUCACAUUACACAGGCUCAUUGGAGGUGGGUGGCACAGACAGGCUGGAAGAGGUUGGGGAGGAGUGUGAUGAGACAUUUAUGUGCUCCCCAAGAACAACAGCCAACCAAGAGGAUGAGAAAGACAAUGGUUGUCCUGUGCCCAGUGAGGCAAAAGAGCAUGAAUCCUCCGAGCAAACUUCACAAGGAACUCCGGACUCGAAUGAAACCUCAAAUUCUGUCAAACCCACAGAAAGGAUUGGGGAUUCAAGGGGUAGCCCUGAGGGUAUGCGAGGGGAGAAGGACAUGGCACUAUCCCUCUUAGAGUUUGGGAUCACGGAGGACAUGUUUCUCAAUGAUGUUGCCUUCCGCACUGAAGCCCUUGCCAGCCAAAACUGCAGCUUCAAAAUGUCUUUCUCAAGGCAGAGUACUGAGGAUGAGUACCACUAGCAGCAGACGUAAAACACAUGGGAUGUAGUUUUUAUGAUCCCAUAUCCAUUUUUCCUAUUUUUCAUCUAAUGAAAUAUGGGUAAUCAAGGUCAGUGAAUUACUUCAGAAGCAGGUAGCCUGCAAAGCAGCUUUAACGUACUGUAACAUAGCGGAGAACUGUACAUUGUGAGGCACUCCUGUACAUUGACAUGUAGAUUCACAAGUUUUUAAGGCUCACACUUUCUACAUGGCACCAGCAGUGUUGGAACAACUGGAGGAAUAGAAGGGAUGUUGUGGUUCAGCUGUUUAUUAUGUUAAAUACAGACAAUGAAUUUCUUUUGAGCAAGUGCUUGCUGUAAUAGAGAAGAUGUGAAAAGGAAAGAUUUCUAAUAUAAUCCAACAGUUUGUAGUCAGCAGAAGUUUUCAUGGGAAACUGCAUGCAGGUCCAUCUGUGAAAAUUGCAAGAAAUAAAUCCAUAUCCUUCAGGGGAUGUGCACCACUCAAACUUUUCUUGCCACGGAGGUGCAGAGUGCUUUGUUCACAUGCAUGAACAGCCAAUUAUUACUGCUACAUUGCUCUUUGUUUUCCCAUUGGUGUGCAUAAGUGUGUGUGUGUGUGUGUGUGUGUGUGUGUGUGUGCACAUAUGAGUUCUCUGCUGUGAAAUCUGCAACCAUGACUGUGAUAUAAUAUUCUGACAGUGUGUUAUUUACAAUACUGUGGAUGAAUUCUCAGGCACAAGGAUAGAGGAACCUUGCACUGUCUGGAUGUGGAUGUUGUGGUGCUGAAAUUGGAAAUUGUAAAGUUAUCUCAGACAUUGGAAGGAAGCAGGUGUUGGAAUAAGUGUUAGAUAGCCUGAUUUGGAUGAGAUAACAUUCUUAUAUGGAAAAAAAAAGCAAGAAAAUGCUAAAUGUAUGGAUAUGGAGGAAAGUACUGGACUGAAAAUGAAUGCUAAAAGCUGCAUUGAGAGUUGUUAGGCAUCAUUACACCAACUAGAAUGAAACUAAAGACACAGGAGAGAAAGAAAAUGGUCAUAAUCAUGGUCAUGGAAGAAAGAAAAUAGAAUGGCUGAGGAGACACCAACCUCUUCACUAUUUUAAAGGAAAGGAAAGAGCAGGCAACUGAGUCAUUUUUCACGUGUGUUAUUCUUAAGUGGCCAUUGCUCUCUCCUUGCCUCAAAUGCCAGUGUGGAUGGUGGUAUGAAAACCUCCUCCUAUGUGAUGUGGACAGUUUUUUUGAUGUGUUAAUGAGUGGGUUUACUUUUUCAGGAUCUUGUUUGAUUGUUUUGUCGUAGCUGAGGAAAAGUCUGUGUGUGUGUGUGUGUGUGUGUGUGUGUGUGUGUGUUGAUGUACACAUGGUCUAUGUAUAUUUAUUAUGUUGAAGUUAUUUAUAUUAUAUUUUUUAUUCUUCAGGAAAUUGUCCUCACAGUGUAAUUUAAUUACAGAGUUCAAAAUGUAUUUCUCUGAGAUUUUUCAUAUUUCAUUGUUAGCUCUUUGCUGUAAAGAAGUGUCCUGACUUUCAGUAUAUUGCCUUCAGGGACAGUGAGCACAGGUUCUUCUUUUGUUAUGUGUGUGUGUGACAUCCCCAAAAGACAGUUUACUUGGGAACGUAAAAAUCUGUGGCAUGAGAAUAUGUGCAUGAAAUGCAGUCUCUGUAUAAAGCAUAGAUUAUUUUUUUCCUUUGGGGAAGGACAAAAGAUUAUAUUUUCACCACUGAUGUUUUGAGUGUUGCAUAUUAUUUGGCAACAUUAUAAUGAAAAAAAAUAUUUGUUCAGUUUUCCCCUGGCAGUACAGAAUGCUUUCAUAUGAAUACACUUUUAUGAUUGCUCUGACGUGCUAUAUGUUGUGAGCAUUUUUAAAAACUGAAGUUUACUUAGAAAAGUCAAUUAUCUAACACAAAAAUGUUGCUGAUUUAAAAAUUUCAUCUAUCCAUUCAUAAGCUCCAGCAAAUACAAUAAAAUAGUGUAUGGACAUGAUUUGAUCAAAAAUGCAGGAUUUGGCAUUCAGAAUGUUAAAAAUGACUACUAUGAGGUGCGUGUGUCAGUUAACAGUUACUCGCACUGACCACCCUUCCCUGUAUAUUAUAUUAGGGAUUCUGUCUGUUAUUACCUCCCAUUGUUUAUUCCAGAGCAUAAUAUAUAAUUAUAUUCCUUUAGUAUCAUUGUACAUCUUCUAUAACAUAACUGUAGUGAGUCUUGAGGAUGAACUUUAUGAAGGCCAUCCUGUCAGGUUAUGUUUUCUUGCAGUAUGCUGCAGUCAGCAAAAUAUUAAACAUGUACCUUUGUUGGUUCCAGCUUUUUGGUCCACCAACACAACACUAGUAGGUAUAUCAAUAAUCAUGAAAGCUAUCACGAGUAGUAUGCGCGAUAAAGGUAUUGUAGGAUAUUACCUGCUUUCCAUGUUGUUAAUUUGAGAUUUUCAAACGAGGAAAGAUUAUAUAUUUUGUAUCUUGACAAAUUCAUCACCGAUUUUAUGUAUUGUGGGUCAUACAAAUUUGCUGAUAAGUGGUGUUGGUCUUGUAGUAUUUGUGUCAGAAAGUCUACACACAAAGUUGCAGAAUACCUAUUAUUUUGCUGACUGUAUGUACAUUUUCAACAUUCCCUCAGCAUUGUGUCUAGCCAUGCAUGACCCGGCCCAGCACUGUGGCAAUUGCUGGGAAGGGGUGGUGUGCCCAUACAUUUAUCAUCUUCAUCCUCAUAAGUAACAUUACAUGAUUAUGCACCACUGCUUGCAUAUAUGCAUGUGUGUGUGUGUGUGUGUGUGUGUGUGUGUGUGUGUGUGUGUGUGUGUGUGUGUGUGUGUGUGUGUGUUAGUUGGUUGGUUGAUGUGCCUCUAGUCAUAAAACAUUUAUAUAUGUCAGAGAGAGAGAGAGAGAGAGAGAGAGAGAGAGAGAGAGAGAGAGAGAGAGAGAUAUCAGUUAGCAUUACUGUAUGUGGGUGACAGAUUGUUAUUGCAUUGCAUUUCUGAUGAUCAGUUGUUAUGUUUGCCAAUAUGCAGUGACUGCUGAUAACAUUAUUGACAACUGAAGAUCAAUUUGGUUACACGUAAGUGGGGAUUACUUACUGUGGCCGUCAUUUAACAGUGGUGGAGGAUGACUAAUUUCAUCAGCAGCAGAUCAGACAUCUGUAACAUUGUGGAUCAGUUAUCUGUUUACUAAUGGCUCUGAGGUGCAUGGAAUGACUGCCAAUACUGCUGCUGCUGCUGCUGCUCCAUUUGUAAUCACAUCAUUCAUUCAUCUUUAUGUAAUUUUCUUUGAGUGUACAUCAUGUAGAGUAUGUAUACAAAGUAUAUAUAUAUGUAUAUGUAUGUAUGAGUUUGUAUUGUAAAUAUUCAGAACAAUAAAACUACUCUUUAAC